Molecule: messenger RNA, 2503 nt
Organism: Pristis pectinata (smalltooth sawfish)
Lineage: Eukaryota; Metazoa; Chordata; Chondrichthyes; Rhinopristiformes; Pristidae
Product: carbohydrate sulfotransferase 9-like
Exons: 4
Coding region: 440-1687 (415 amino acids)
Biological process (GO): proteoglycan biosynthetic process; carbohydrate biosynthetic process
Cellular component (GO): membrane
Molecular function (GO): sulfotransferase activity
Source: RefSeq, a predicted model, not a curated record
CAAAGCCCGUGGAUAUCAGGAGCGGCUGUGCGGCCGAUCCCAGCCUCUCCUCCCUCCCUCCCUCCCGUGACUGGACGGGAUCGUGUCCUGGGGGAUCGAGCGAGGCUGCAGACGGGAGCGGCCAAAGGCGCCGACGGGGCUGAGCCAGACGCCGGGUCCGGGUCCGGGACCGGGACCGGGACCUGCCCGCUGCCCGAGCAACAAGCUGCUCUCAGACCGCUCGCCCAUGACAGGCGACACCUUCCCUCUCCGUCUGUCAACUCCUCAAUAAAGGAAGUGACAGGAGGGAAGAGCCAGAAGUGGGAGGAUAUUUUUGACCAUCAUUUAUUGCGAAGAGAAGUAAGUUCACUCCGGUCACAUCUGUGGAGCCUGCGCCUGAAAGCUCCUGAUCUGAGCUCACCCAGAGAGAGGAAUGAAAGGCUGAAGAUGUGGUGCCACGAUGCCGAGGAGACGAUGCUACCCUAAGGACGUGGCUAAAGACAUGAAACUGAGACACGUCUUCCUGUCUAUCCUGUUUUUUGGAUUCGUGGGUCUGCUGUUCUUCAUGUACCUCCACGCACGGAUUGAGGAACAGUCUCCAGGGCUGAAGAUUCAACAGGAGCAGCAGAUCACAAAGUUCUGGAAUAAACCAAUCAAGAUUCCACAGAAGGAUUGGACAGUUUUCAAGAGUGGAAGGGAUGCGGGCUACAGAGUUGACAAGAUCAGCAAUGAGACUGCCACAGAACGUUGGCAGUCCGUUUUUAACACAGCCAAGGAUUCAAUGAAGCAGAGGUUGUUUCAACAGAGGAAGAUGAGGAACCUUCUGCUGAAGAGGUUCCUGGAGCCGAUGAACCUGACGUCAUUUCGGUUCCCGAACUGGACCCUGGUGACGGAUGCUGUUCACGAGGAAAGGAAGAGGUUCCUGGCCAACUCCUGCAAGAAGCUUUACAUCAGCAAGCGUCGCCGUUCCCUCAUCCGACUGGUUUCUCAGGUUUAUGUGGAGGAGAGGCACAAGCUGCUAUACUGCGAGGUGCCCAAGGCGGGCUGUUCUAACUGGAAACGCAUUCUGAUGGUGCUGAGCGGCCUUGCCAAGUCACCGAGCAACAUCUCGCAUGAUUUUGUGCACUACAGCAAGCGGCUGCGGCACUUGGACAGCUACAGUCUCAGGGAGACCUAUGAACUGCUGAACAGCUUCACCAAGGUCCUGUUUGUCAGGGACCCAAUGGAGAGGCUGGUGUCUGCUUUCCGGGACAAGUUCGAGCACUCAAACAGCUACUACCACCCUGUAUUUGGCAAGGCGAUCUUAAAAAAGUACAGAGCCAAUGCCAGUGCUGAGGCUCUCAGGACAGGCUCGGGAGUGACCUUCAGUGAGUUUGUUCAAUACCUUUUGGAUCCACAUAAGCCCGUCGGCAUGGACAUUCAUUGGGAACAAAUUAGUAAACUCUGCUCCCCUUGCCUAAUCAAUUAUGACUUCAUUGGAAAGUUUGAGAGCUUGGAGCAGGAUGCUAACUACCUCCUGAAGCUGAUUGGUGCCCCUGAGGGGCUACAGUUCCCAAGUUUCAAAGACAGGCAUUCCUCAGAUGAGAGGACGACCUCUGCUGUGGUCGAACAGUAUCUUGCCCAAAUAACCCCCUCAGAAAGACAGCAGAUUUACAACUUCUAUUAUCUGGAUUACCUCAUGUUUAACUAUUCAAAGCCACAUCUUUAGCGAGGCAUUGGAUUGAAAGAGUAAUUUAUCAACAAAAAUCUUUAAUAUAUUUUGUGACGCAGAACCUAUUUUAACACUUUGCUAUGGAUUUGGAAUAAUGUUCAGGCAUUUUGAAUUGGUGACUCUUCUCGAUCCCAGCGGCUUAGCAUACGACCAAAAGGAAAUGGUUAAUUUCCUGAACUGGUUCAUGAACAUGGGCACAGUGUACCAAAGCCAAACAGACCCGAAAGGUUAGUGUAGGAGAAGAUGUUUGGAUAAUCUUCUCCUUUGCUUUCUUGAAGCCCAGUCCUACUGAGUUGGGAUGUCCAGCUUUGAUCCUCACCCUCCCAGAUCUGGGGCGGGAAUAUUGGUCACGUGACAACUUUAAGACUCAGAUGACCUUGAUAGUUAAGCAGUUUCUGCACACUAAAUGGCUGAAGUUGAAGAAUAUCCAUUUUAAGGAAGUGAUGGUGGCUUCAGUCAGAUUCUGAAAAGAAAAGAGAAACAAAGUAGAGAAAUUUAAGGGGACCAAAAAGAUUAAUUGGGAAUCAAAGACUUUACUGUAUUCUCCCUCACUACUACUAGUGAAGGCUUUUAAUGCUUUCGCUGGAGAUAGACAUAGCUCUGAGAAUAGGUAAUGUCCAGGGCCUUGAAUGGUAUUUAUUGUUAACCCUACAAUGCUCUUAAGAUCAUUGUGGGAAUCCUUGUCUUAGACACGAUCCUACUACAACUUACAGAAUAAAGGACACGUUCUGUACAACCUUGUCUCCUUUGGGCUCUGGGCAAGAUGGGAUGCGGGUGGGUGGGGGUGGGAGGGGGGAAGUUAUUUGAAUAAUC